Molecule: messenger RNA, 342 nt
Organism: Umbelopsis ramanniana AG
Lineage: Eukaryota; Fungi; Mucoromycota; Umbelopsidomycetes; Umbelopsidales; Umbelopsidaceae
Exons: 1
Coding region: 143-328 (61 amino acids)
Source: RefSeq, a predicted model, not a curated record
GCCAUGCUUUACCGAACAAGGUCAUCCAGCGGACAAUUUGCAAUAGCGGUUGGCUGCAAUGGAAAAUGAUGACUGUGAAGAUUGUCCAAUCUUAGCUCAGCUCUAAUUUACAUUUUAUUUACAAGUUGUACCCUUAGAAUACAUGGUGAUCAGGUACGGGAAAUUGAAUCUAAAAUAUCAUCCAGUACAUUGUUUGAACCACUUCCAGAUUUUGUGUUUGUCUUGGGCUUUUUGUGCACUUCUCGAUCCUGUAGGCUUAAUCGUUUCAAUUCUGCUCUGGAAGCUUCUGCCUACAAUUGAGUAUAAAGGGAAUAUACGUCGGUUAUAACUUUUUGCAGCCCC